Macroventuria anomochaeta is the source of this 417-nucleotide messenger RNA. RefSeq lists its product as uncharacterized. The transcript has 2 exons. NCBI's taxonomy places the organism in Eukaryota, Fungi, Ascomycota, Dothideomycetes, Pleosporales, Didymellaceae. The coding region runs from base 1 to 417 and encodes 138 amino acids. The record is from RefSeq and is a predicted model, not a curated record.
AUGACUGCAAACCUGCCAUGGCAUCCAAUCCCCUCCGGUAAAGCAACAUGCAAAGUCCACCUCAUACAAGCCGGCGGGCUCGCCAUUCCGGAAGAUAUGGCAUUCCUCCCAAGCCCAGACAAGCCAAACAACUCCAUAAACGAGGACAAAGAUGACAAACCCAAGAAGUACUACGCCCCAGACUAUGUAUUCGAAAAGACCUUGAGAACCUCCCUCCUACAAAUCGUCAAGAAUGUACUGCCACAAUUUGACUGCGAAUCAAAAUCACCAGCAGAGAUCCUGAAAGAGCACGGGAUAGCGGAGCAACAACCCGAGAAAGCCAAAGCAGUUGUCUUUUCGCACAUGCACUUCGAUCACGUUGGCGAUGGCACAAAUGCUAGAUUCGAGAACGAAGAGUUGUGGGUGGGACCUACAUGA